This is a messenger RNA of Cokeromyces recurvatus, 486 nucleotides long. RefSeq lists its product as uncharacterized. Bases 1 to 486 code for a protein of 161 amino acids. The record is from RefSeq and is a predicted model, not a curated record. The transcript is spliced from 7 exons. Gene Ontology annotation, molecular function: zinc ion binding. NCBI's taxonomy places the organism in Eukaryota, Fungi, Mucoromycota, Mucoromycetes, Mucorales, Mucoraceae.
AUGGUUAAAUUAGGUUUAUAUCUUAAAGCAGAUCUCGAGAACGUUACUGGUUUAUCUCCAGUUGACAAUUAUGAAUGGCACUUUAAAAUUGAAUGUACUAGUUGUCACGAAGUUGAUGAAUCUUGGAUUUCUUUUAAUCAACAGGAUGAAUAUGAAAUGAAUUCUUCCCGUGGUUCUGCUAAUUUGGUUAUGCGUUGCAAGUUCUGUAAACGUGAUAUGUCUGCACAAUUUGAGCCUUCUUUUAAAGUCAAAGGUUACGAAAUUGAAAAAAAUGGAGAAUUCCAACAGAUUGCUCAGUUUGAUUGUCGUGGUCUAGAAUUAGUUGAUUUCCAACCUAGAGAAUCUUGGACUGCAAAAGGUGCUGAAUCUGAUACUAUUUUUGAAGAUAUUGAUCUUACAGAAGGUGAAUGGGCCGAAUAUGACGAAAAGUCUGGUGAGCCUGUUGGUAUAAGCAAUAUUGAAGUUCAAUUCAAAAAAGAAAAAUAA